Messenger RNA from Cynoglossus semilaevis (tongue sole), 2102 nucleotides. RefSeq names its product coiled-coil domain containing 170 (gene ccdc170). The transcript is spliced from 8 exons. The record is from RefSeq and is a predicted model, not a curated record. The coding region runs from base 62 to 1678 and encodes 538 amino acids. NCBI's taxonomy places the organism in Eukaryota, Metazoa, Chordata, Actinopteri, Pleuronectiformes, Cynoglossidae.
GUUGCCAGGAGAUUUCUGUAACAGUAACACUUGGUUCAGCAACUCAUCAAGUUUGGGAGUUAUGGAAAACUCCGAAGAGAUGCACCAGUCUAAUGAGAAGGAGAGGAUGAGGAUGAGAAUAGCUGUGUUGGAGGAGAGUGUGAAGUCUGCAGAGAUGGAGUGUAAAGCCAGCAGAGAGAUGGUGCUGAGGCUGGUGGCAGAAUUGGACCGAGAGAGGAAGAAGGCCACCAGCAGCACGGCUGCACUGGACUUACUGAAAGUGGAGUUAGAUGACUUGUCUGUGGGCAGGAAGAGUGUCGAAAUGGACAAAGAAACACUGAUGGAAAGGCUGGAGGCCACUAAAAGAGUGACAGAGGCAGCGAAGAAAGAGUCAAACUGUCUGGAGAAGCAGGUGGAGGAGCUGGAAAGAAAGCUUGUGUCCAGCCAAGGAGAGACUCGAGCAGCUGAAGACAAACUACAGAUGUUCCUAAAAAAGGUGUCUGACCUAAUGUCAGCCAAGUCAGGAAGUGUCAUCCCACCUACGGAGAAAGAUAUUCUUCAGAAACUGGAUACAACCAUGUCAGAGAUGAAGGUCAGACUGGGUCAUGUCUCUGAGGAGCUGAGCCAGCAGACAGAGCUCCAUCAAUGCGCAUUACACAGGGCACAGCACGCAGAGCAGCAAGUUCAAACCCUGAAGGAGAGGUUGCAAGACCUGGAGACUGACCUCAUGACAGCAGAUAAGCAUCGAGAUGGACUGAGACACAGCAAACAACAGUAUGAAGAGUUCCUGGACCAGCUGUCGGACACGUUGACGGUGGACAGUUUUGCUCUUGAUCUCGGCUUUGACAUGAGGCUCAAACUCAUCCUGUCACGUGCCGAGCAACUCGUUAAAAGAGAGGGAGCUGCUUUGGUGGAGAGCAAGAGUCUGACAUACAGUUUGCAAAGAAAGUUAAAAUCCCAGAAAGAUCAAUUGGACAGCAAAGGACUCCAGAUCCAGUUCCUGAGGAAGAAGGUGACAGAGCUGGAGGAGGAGAAGAGGUGUCAGUCACAGAUGGGACGAGACGAAGCUCAUGUAGAGGCCAAGAGGCUGCAGAGAAAGCUGGAUCGUCUUCAGAGCGAGCUGAGGGUCACCAAGCAGUCCAACACUGACCUCAGGACCCAGCUGUGCCUCACUGAUGAGCUGAAGUUGAAAGUGAUGGAACAGAGUCAGACCAUGCAGGAGCAGAAAAAGAAGCUGGAGCAGGUGGCGGAGGGGAAGGCUAAGGUGGAGAAGAAGCUGAGUUCAAUCAGCUCAGAUCUACAGAGCAGAGAGAAACAGAGCAGAGACGACCAGCAGCAGCUCAGUACGCUCAGACACAGCCUGACUGAGAUGACCAUCAAGGAGAGAGAAUUGGAAGAUUUCCGAAUGGUGGUUUCCAGGAUGCUGGGUUUGGAUCCCACAGCUUUCGCUCUAACCAACAAUGAAAUCAUCAAAUUCCUGGAGAUGCUCAUUCAUGCUCAUCACCAUCACCACCAUUACCUUCACCAUCACCACGUGAAUGAGCCCUGGCUUUGUCCAACUCACCUGAGAGCUCCUCCUCUUCAUCAUCAUCACCUCCACCAAAUCCAGGAUCCUUCUGAACGCUCCUCCCUGGACGUUUCUACCUCAGCAUCUGAUCGUCCAGUGGAGGCUGUUCCCCUUCAAGAAGACUACAAAUAAAACCACGGGGUUUUACGAUUAAAAUAAAAAACACAUUAGGUCGGACUAUUUAACAAAUACAAAGACAUAAAUGAAAACACAAGUUUUAAAAUAAGUAUUUGGCAUUCUUUGUUUUCCAUGGUCGCAUAUACAUACAUUUCUCAAUAUGUUUCACCAGUAUAUACAUAUACAUAUAAUUUUGCACUGUUAUACAUUUGAUACUGAAGUGACAGUCAUACAAAAUAUACAGUGAUUUCUUUCUAUAUGUCACAAUUUUCCUGCGUUAAAUAUCAUCUCGUUUGCUUGAAAAAUAAAAUCAUUAGAGCGUACAAAUACAAUUGAUGUGACAGUGCUGACAGUGAUAUUAAAACACACACAAGUUUGGCUUCAUGAAUCUUACAUCAACGUGAAUCAUAGUAAAAAAAAAAACAAUAGGCAUGAAGAA